CCACGAGACUUCUAUAAAAUAUUUGCUCAACAUUUACAUUGUUUGGGCCUUAUAGUUUGGGCCCGAGCGUCGCGAGGAAAUGGAUAUUUCACGGGGCUAUGUAUGGCAGCUAUGCAGCGUGAUUUUGCUGUACGUGCUAGCCUUUUCUGGUGCGACUUUCGUGAUGAGCGUACUGACGUGUGUAUUCAUUUACGAGUAUUUCGCUCACCCCGUUUUUAUCUUUGCUAUUUACUCGGCUUGGUUACUAUGGGACUGGAAGACACCAUCAGAAGGGGGGCGAUCGCCUCGCUUUUGCUUCCUAAGGCACUCGUCUCUUUUCGAUUUUAUUCGGGGGUAUUACCCGAUCAGUCUUGUGAAGACUUCUGAGCUUCAACACGAUAGAAAUUACAUAUUUGUUUAUUUUCCUCAUGGUAUGAUAGCGGAAGCGGCUAUUGUGGCUCUAGGGUCGAAUGCUGCGGGAAUGUCUCGUUUAUUCCUUGGAAUAAAUACACGAAUCGCCGUGCACUCCUUGAUUUUCAUGGCUCCCGUUUUCCGUGAGAUUGCCUUAGCUGCUGGCUUCAUAAGUGUUGCACGUGUAAGCUGCCGUUAUGCCCUAUCUAAUGGGAACCCUGGCCAAUCAGUUGUCAUUUGUGUGGGAGGGUCAACUGAAGUCCUUUACACAGCGAGUAACACCGACUAUCACCUGGUCCUUGCGGAUCGCAAAGGGUUCUGCCAGCUGGCACUACAAUCCGGGGCAUCACUUGUGCCGGUAUUUGGGUUUGGGCAGAACAAUCUGUUUCACCAGCCAAAGAACAUGCUCCCACCAAAGGGAGUGUCAUGCGUUUACAAGUGGAUAGCACUGAUAAAAAAGUACUCAACACUUGCAUUUUGGGAUAGGCAAACCAUGGGAAUUAUACCACGAAGAAUACCUAUCAAUGUUGUAGUUGGAAAAGCAAUUCAUGUCUCAAGGAAUUCAUCGCCUACAACUGAAGACAUAGAUAGUUUACAUUCUCAAUUUGUGGCCAAGUUGUUGGAUUUAUACAAGAGUAAUAGGGAUCUGUAUGGUGAUAGUAAACAUGAAAUAGUUAUAGCUUGAAUUCCUUUUUUAAAAGCAAAAGAAUAGUUUCAAGUGAUGUUUGGAAGGCUAUGAUAUAUCCAUACCUUAAAAUUGAAAAUGAUGACAAUUAAUUAUGUCAUUUUUAAUCACUCUAAAGAUUUUCUAAUACUAUAUGUUGUGCUCUAGUACAAAAGAGGUUGUUAAUUUAAAUUCAUGCAUUUCUAAUAUACUUCAGUAUAUGUACAUGUCAGAUUAUAUCUAGCAUAAAAACUAAUAUGCAAUAAUUUGAUUUACUCAAGAACCAUUUAAAAGUGCCAAUACUUC
Molecule: messenger RNA, 1360 nt
Organism: Nematostella vectensis (starlet sea anemone)
Lineage: Eukaryota; Metazoa; Cnidaria; Anthozoa; Actiniaria; Edwardsiidae
Product: 2-acylglycerol O-acyltransferase 1
Exons: 4
Coding region: 80-1075 (331 amino acids)
Biological process (GO): triglyceride biosynthetic process
Cellular component (GO): endoplasmic reticulum membrane
Molecular function (GO): diacylglycerol O-acyltransferase activity
Source: RefSeq, a predicted model, not a curated record